Molecule: messenger RNA, 558 nt
Organism: Iphiclides podalirius (scarce swallowtail)
Lineage: Eukaryota; Metazoa; Arthropoda; Insecta; Lepidoptera; Papilionidae
Source: the annotation of a GenBank genome assembly
AUGUCUUCUAGUAGAUCUAAAACAUCAAUACUAGAUAAGCCGUUAAGUAAAGGCAAAGGUGAAAUUUCCCUAGCUUUAUACGCCCUCUUGUUUUCAGAAAUCGUGCAAUAUUGUCAAAACCGUUCACAUUCUAUUCAUGAACUACAAACAAAAUUAUCAGAAAUUGGUCAAGAUGUGGGCACUCGUCUAUUAGAUCUAUAUUUUGUCAGGGAAAGGAAUAGCAAAAGAGAAAUCAAAUUGUUGAAUAUGCUUUUAUUUGUUAAAUCUACAUUAUGGAAGGUGUUAUUUGGUAAAGAGGCUGACAAAUUGGAGCAUGCUAAUGAUGAUGAAAGAACUUACUACAUAAUAGAAAAAGAUGCCUUAGUGAAUAAAUUCAUCAGUGUCCCGAAAGAUAAGGGCUCCUUAAAUUGUGCCACAUUCAAUGCAGGCAUCAUAGAAGCUGUUCUUACCAAAAGUGGUUUUCCAGCAAAAGUCACCGCUCACUGGCAUAAGGGAACUACAUACAUGGUCAAAUUUGAUGACUCUGUCAUUGCCCGGGACAAAUCUCUGGAUGAACGU